AUGUUGGAUCCCAAGGAUCCAAAGAAGAUUGUCAGCCUUGAACUGUCUGUUUUCCUAAUUAGGUCCUUGAAGACUCCCUUGGAUAACCUGGAUGUGACUUACUGUACACUCUCCGCAUCAGAAUGGGACAGUCUUUCUGAGUUCCCAUGUGUCAGUCAAUUGCAACAACUGAACUUGCAAAAUGUCAGAUUGACUGAUUUAAGUCCUGAACCCCUCCAAGUUCUAUUAGUAAAAGCUGGAGCCACCCUGGUGACCCUGGACUUAGAGGACUGUCAAAUUGAGGAUCAAUAUCUCCAUGACAUCUUAGCUGCCCUGAGCAGCUGUCUUCAGCUCACCAAGUUCAGCUUCUAUGGGAACCAAAUCUCCUUGCAUGCCCUGAGGGACCUACUACACCAUACUGCCAGCUUGAGAAAGCUAAGGAUGGAGCUGUACCCUGUUCCUCAGGAGAUCUAUGACAACAGUGGUACUCUCCAAAUGGAACUCAUGAGAGAAUAUUGUGAUGAACUUAUGGAUAUUCUGAAAGCCAUUAGGGAGCCAGGGAAGGUCUUCUUUGGUACUGAACACUGCUCUUGUUGUGACAAUCGAUACAUUUACAACAAAACCCCAUUGUGUGAAUGUCAGCGUUAUUACUAG
Molecule: messenger RNA, 633 nt
Organism: Peromyscus maniculatus bairdii (prairie deer mouse)
Lineage: Eukaryota; Metazoa; Chordata; Mammalia; Rodentia; Cricetidae
Source: RefSeq, a predicted model, not a curated record